Molecule: messenger RNA, 690 nt
Organism: Chiloscyllium plagiosum (whitespotted bambooshark)
Lineage: Eukaryota; Metazoa; Chordata; Chondrichthyes; Orectolobiformes; Hemiscylliidae
Gene: atp5mc1
Product: ATP synthase membrane subunit c locus 1
Biological process (GO): proton transmembrane transport; proton motive force-driven ATP synthesis
Molecular function (GO): proton transmembrane transporter activity
Source: RefSeq, a predicted model, not a curated record
GGAGAAGGUGAGUGAGCGGCGCCGCCAUUGAGGAGCGUGGCGGAGAGGAGGAGAGGCAGAGGAAAAAGGGGGCGGCUGGAAUCUGAGACCGGGUCUAAUCAUGAUGUAUGCUUGUGCUAAGUUUGUCUCCUGCCCUGCUGUGGUUCGCAGCACUUCGAGGACAUUCCUUCGACCAAUGUCGGCCUCAGUCUUCCGACCAGAGAUCAGAAAUGAACAAGCACAGCUCCUCCCUGCACCAGGAAAUGCACUAGUGCAGACUGGAAGGCGGGACCUCCAGACCAGUGUCACCUCCAGGGACAUCGAUACUGCUGCUAAGUUCAUCGGUGCUGGUGCUGCUACUGUUGGAGUGGCAGGCUCUGGUGCUGGUAUUGGGACGGUAUUCGGCAGCUUGAUCAUUGGUUAUGCCAGGAACCCUUCCCUGAAACAGCAGCUUUUCUCUUAUGCGAUCUUGGGAUUUGCCCUGUCUGAAGCUAUGGGUCUCUUCUGUCUGAUGGUUGCCUUCCUGAUCCUGUUUGCCAUGUAAAUUCCUAUGGGAGAAUCCGGAAGAUGGCUGGGGAAGAGUAAAUUAUUGUAGUGUGUGGCUUUGGCCUCUGUCACCACGAAGUAUUCAAAUAGGAUUAUUUUUUCAAUCCAAUUGUGUAAGAUCUCUUCUGAUAGAGCAGGGGUCACUGAAUAAAAUGGUUAAACAAG